AUGGGUAAAAAACACGUUAGUCCAUAUACCCGUGCUCAGGCGGUGGCGUUAUACCAUUCUGGUAUGAAAGUAUCGAAAAUCGCCGAACAGCUCCCUAUUUCACGCAAAUGUAUUAUGAAUGCCAUCGAAAGAUAUGAAAAACAUGGUGAAUUCAGUGAUUUGAAACGAUCGGGACGACCAAAGAAGCUAUCUGCCCGUGAUGAGCGACAUUUGAAAAGAUUGGUGAAAGGCGAAAAUCGACUUAGUGCAGCUAAGAUCACAUCGGAUUUGAACAGUUCUUUGCCAAAACCGGUUACAAGACGAACAGUAUGUAACUACUUAACAAAACUUGGUUUUGAAUACAAGGUGAAACUCAAAAAGCAAUGGCUCAGUAAGAAACAUCGAGAGCGACGAAUUGCUUGGUGUCGCCAAUAUGUCCAUUGGACUAUCGAUGACUGGCGCAAAGUUAUUUUUAGUGAUGAAUCAACAUUUUAUGUUUUAAAAAGGAAAAAUCAAUCGAACACUGGUGAUGGUGGAAAGAUUGGUAUAUGGGGAGGUAUAUCGGGCCACGGUAUAACCUUAUUGAAAAUAUUUAAUGAAAAUAUGAAUGGAACACUUUAUUGCGAUGUAUUAAAACAUGAAUUAAAACAAUCAAUGUCUAUGUUGCCAAAUAAAAGUGAAAUUAUCUUUCAACAAGAUUUGGCACCGUGGCAUACAUCAAAUAUAGUUCAGAAUACAAUUAAAAGGAUGAAACUCAAUGUAUUGAACUGGGCUCCAAAAAGCCCAGAUCUUAAUCCGAUUGAAAUGUUAUGGUCGAUUCUCGAUAAAAAAUUAGCUUCUAAGCCUAUUUACUCAAAACUCACUCUUCAAGAUCGUUUACAACAAGAAUGGAAGAAUAUUGAUAAAGAUUUAUGCAUAAAACUUAUCGAAUCAAUGCCUGAAAGAAUUCAAAGUUGUCUAAAAGCCAAAGGUGGUCAUUUUCUAUGA
Molecule: messenger RNA, 966 nt
Organism: Adineta ricciae
Lineage: Eukaryota; Metazoa; Rotifera; Eurotatoria; Adinetida; Adinetidae
Source: the annotation of a GenBank genome assembly